Molecule: messenger RNA, 480 nt
Organism: Eremothecium gossypii ATCC 10895
Lineage: Eukaryota; Fungi; Ascomycota; Saccharomycetes; Saccharomycetales; Saccharomycetaceae
Product: ABR026Cp
Exons: 1
Coding region: 1-480 (159 amino acids)
Source: RefSeq, marked provisional
AUGAAAUUCGUCUCCAGCUUCCUUUUGGCCGCCACCGCGCUCGCCGCCGGCGUCCUCGCCGACUCCGAGGAGUUCUUCUUCCUCGGCCUGCGCACCGCCACCAAGUUCCACUUCUCCGCCAUCUACGCCCACGACCACGCCCUGAAGGUCAGCUACCAGGGCGGCCCCAAAGGCGACGCCCUCUCCGCCGUCAUCACCGACAGCGGCAAGCUCAAGCUCUCUGACGGCACCUUCGCCGUUGUCACCCCCGACGGCCCCGUCGUCGAGGGCUCCGAGGACCAGGCCUCCGCAGGCUUUGCCAUCGCCAACGGCUACCUCACCUACUCCGGCAACUCCGCCUUCGUCCCUGUCGCCAACGGCGACACCUACGAUCUGUCCGUCAAGCCCACCAGCGCCUCCCCCGAGAUCGCGAUCGGCAUCAGCGCCCAGUCGAAGGACACCCCCGGCGGGGUUGCCGCUGACUUCCCCCCCAGCUCUUAG